Molecule: messenger RNA, 1162 nt
Organism: Bactrocera tryoni
Lineage: Eukaryota; Metazoa; Arthropoda; Insecta; Diptera; Tephritidae
Exons: 3
Coding region: 499-1068 (189 amino acids)
Source: RefSeq, a predicted model, not a curated record
UGUCCCAUUGCACCCAUUUAUGAACUCGUACUUACUUUUUUGACAAGAAACAUGGGAACCAAGUUCAUGAAAAAAUUUCGUAAUCUUUAUUCAAGUACUUAUAAGUUAUAUGUAAGUUUACAAACAAGUGUACACAAAACAGUUCUGUUACAGCUGACCCGAUGCGGCAGACCAUUGAAAUAAUUCUUUUGCCGAACAAAUUUCUAGUUAAGGACUAAGCGUAGGGAAGGUCGACGAAUGAACAGUAUUGUAGUACCUUAUCUAUUCAUAAAUUAUUCAUUUCAAUUUGAAAUUUUUGAUAAGGCUUUCGAGGACUAAGCUGUUAUACCCUGUGAAACAUGAUACAUUAGUCAAAACAAUAAUUAGCCGAUUGAAAGUAUUUAACGAAUUAUUGCGUUUUGAAAUAUAUGAAAAUAUAAAUAAAAAUAUGUACUUACAUAUGUAUAUAAAUCAGUAUUUAUCUCUAACUUAAAGCUUUUAGUUUAAACUAAUCUCGCAAUGAAGUAUACAUUCUACCUUUUCGUUUUCUUGUGUAACACACAAUUUGUCACAACUUGGCGCUCAUUUACAUUUCGCUUCUCUGCAAUACAAUGUACGAAACGAUCACAACUUAUCUCAUACAUAAAUUGUUCAAUUCCGCAACCAACUGGACCUAGGGACGGCCUUUCACUUAGCUUGAAGUUUUCUACUGCCAUUGUGAAUCCCUACCUCGACCUAAUAGUAACAGCUACUCGGAGCUCUCAAUCGGAGUUUGUAAUUGUCAACAUAACACAGUUUGAUGGCUGCAAAUUUCUACAGAACAGCAACCGCUUCAAUUUAUUGAAAAUUUUGCGCAAUGAAUUCGAAAAAUUUGCGAAAAUGCCAAAUAAGUGCCCAGUGGCAAAGGGCACGGAAAUACAUGUGAAGAACAUGUCAUUGGAUCCGGAAAGGUUUCCCCCAUAUGUACCACAAACAGGUUUCAAGACAGAAGUGCGACUGUGGGAAAAAUACAUGCCCCUUUUUAACCUCAAUGUUAUUGGAAGGGUUGAUAUGAAAAAACGUAUUACGAAACAGCAAUCAAAUAAAUAAUGGAGGCUAUUGGAAAUGCGCCCAACUCUUUUUUACACGGUUUCUUUUUACAUGGAUUUGAAGUUACACGGUUGAAAAAAAAACAAAUAAUUUU